AUGUUAUCUGAAUUGAAUAGGAGACCCAUGAUCGGCACAAAUGAUGGUUCAUUUGGAGACGAGUUGGAGAACGAGUUAGGAUUGUUGCUUCACGAACACAGGCGAGAGGCUGAUGAUCAUGAAAAGGAGUUAAACAUGUAUAGAAGUGGCUCAGCGCCACCUACUGUGGAGGGUUCUUUGAGCGCAGUUGGUGGUUUAUUUGGUAAUAACAAUGGAAGCAAUAAUAAUAACAAUCAUUUAGCGUUCUCUGAGUUUGCUGGUGGCAAUGGAUUUAUGUCGGAGGAUGAACUUAGGGCUGAUCCCGCUUAUUUAUCUUACUAUUACUCAAACGUUAAUUUAAACCCUAGGUUGCCGCCACCAUUGCUGUCAAAAGAGGAUUGGCGGUUUUCCCAAAGAAUGCAAAGUGGUGGUGGUGGUGGGGUGGGUUUAGGAGGGAUUGGGGAUAGGAGGAAAUCUAACCGGACUGAUGGUGGUGGUGGCGGCAGCGGUGGUGGUGGGGUGUCUCUUUUUUCUAUGCCGCCUGGCUUUAACUCGAAGAAACAAGAGGCUGAGGUUUCCGAGGCAGAGAAAGUUAAGAAGAGCCUUGCUGAGAUUUUUCAGGAUGAUUUGACCCGUUCGACUACACCUUCCGGGCACCCAUCUCGACCCGCAAGCCGCAACACUUUUGAAAACAAUGAUGACAACAACAACACACUGCCAACAUCAUACUCUUAUGCUGCAGCAUUAGCAGCUUCUUUAUCAAGAAGCGGGACCCCCGACCCGCAACACAUUGCCCGGGUCCCUAGCCCGGUCCCGACUCCAAUCGGAGGCGGGCGGGUCGAAAAAAGAAAUCUAAACGGUCAAAAGAAUCUCUUCAAUGGCGGGUCAUCUUCAAAAGAGUCAGAAGAUCUGGUGACUGCAUUAUCUGGCAUGAACUUGUCAAAUGGAAGCAUGGGUGAAGCCAAGAAUCGGGCCCACUUUGAUCAGAAUCCAGAUUACCAUGAUGCUUAUCCAUCCAAUAAUAACAAUAACAGUAACAAUAAUAGUAAUAAUCUGUAUGUUGAUGGAUCCUCUAAUAAUAGCAUCUAUGGAGGCUGGGAUCCAGCGUAUUCCAACUAUGGUACAACCGCGUACACCACCAAUUCGCCACAAAUGGUGUCGGGUCAAGUCGGCAAUUUGAACCUGCCGCCACUUUUCGAGAACGCUGCUGCCGCGGCCUCUGCCAUGGCUUUCCCAGGAAUGGAAUCAAGGUUCGGAAUGGAAUCACAGAGCAGAAUCGGGGGAAACACGCCUUUUAUCGACCCGAUGUAUCUUCAGUAUCUGAGAACAACCGAAUAUGCAGCUCAGAUAGCUGCUCUGAAUGAUCCGGGUCUUGAUAGGAACAGUUAUUUAGGCAAUUCGUAUACGGAUUUGCUUCAAAAAGCAUAUCUUGGAAGCUUAUCAUCACCACAGAAGUCACAGUAUCCGUUUGGUGGAAAGUCUGCAAGUCCAAACCACCAUGGGUAUUAUGGGAAUCACGGUUAUGGAAUGGGAUUAUCGUAUCCCGGGAGUCCAUUGAUAAGCCCGGUUCCAAACUCACCUCGGGGACCGGGUAGCCCGAUUCGACUCGGUGAACUCAAUGCACGAUUCUCCCCUCAAAUGAGGAACUUAGGUGGUGGUGGUGGUGGUGUUAUGGGGCCUUGGCAUCUUGAUGGUGGUGAUAAUAGCUUUGCUUCUUCUUUGCUUGAAGAAUUUAAGAGCAACAAAACCAAGUCCUUUGAGCUUUCUGAAAUCACUGGGCAUGUAGUUGAAUUCAGUGCGGAUCAGUAUGGGAGUCGUUUCAUUCAACAGAAACUUGAAACUGCAACUACAGAAGAAAAAAACAUGGUUUUCCAAGAGAUCUUUCCACAGGCACUUACACUGAUGACUGAUGUUUUUGGAAACUAUGUGAUUCAGAAGUUUUUUGAGCAUGGAAUGCCAACCCAAAGAAGAGAAUUGGCUGGAAAGCUUUUAGGCCAUGUGUUGACACUCAGCCUUCAAAUGUAUGGUUGUCGUGUAAUCCAGAAGGCAAUCGAAGUUGUUGAUUUGGACCAAAAGAUCAAAAUGGUUGAAGAACUUGAUGGACAUAUCAUGCGAUGUGUACGUGAUCAGAAUGGAAACCAUGUUAUUCAAAAGUGCAUUGAAUGUGUUCCUGAACAACAUAUUCAAUUCAUCAUUACCACUUUCUUUGAUCAAGUUGUCACCCUUUCCACCCAUCCAUAUGGGUGUCGUGUCAUCCAGAGGGUACUUGAGCAUUGUGAGGAUCAAGAAACACAAAACAAGGUGAUGACUGAGAUUCUCGCGUGUGUAAGCAUGCUUGCACAAGAUCAGUAUGGAAAUUAUGUUGUACAGCAUGUACUGGAACAUGGAAAGCCGGAUGAGCGUUCGAUCAUAAUCCAUGAGUUGGCUGGAAAGAUUGUUCAGAUGAGUCAACAGAAAUUUGCGUCAAAUGUUGUUGAGAAAUGUUUGACUUUUGGUGAUGCUAGUGAACGCCAACUCCUUGUGAAUGAGAUGCUUGGCACUACUGAUGAGAAUGAGCCUCUUCAGGCGAUGAUGAAAGAUCAGUUUGCAAAUUACGUGGUGCAAAAGGUACUGGAAACUUGUAGUGAUCAAGAACGUGAGCACAUACUGACACGAAUCAAAGUUCAUCUGAAUGCACUGAAGAAAUACACGUAUGGGAAACAUAUCGUUGCUCGUGUAGAGAAGCUUGUUGCUGCUGGAGAAAGGAGGAUUGCAGCCCAGUUGUCACAUGGUGCUUAGGAGCACUCCAUAGGAAGAGAUGUACAGCUAAUUAACUGAGAGGCUAGUUUGAGCUAUACACCUUUCUGUCUGAAAAUAGUGGUUGGUUGAGGCUAUAUUUAUUAUAUGAGCCUAGAUUUGCAAAUGUACUAGAAGAAACUGUAAAUGCUGUAGUUUAUACAUAGUCGAGGGGGCUACACGGGUUUCCUAAAUUUAUAAGGGUGUAAAAAAUGAGUGUUACACACUUGUGACGUGACAUGACUGUACAAAAAUGUUGCCCGUGGUCGUUUAUGUUUCUAGGCAGAGAGUUGG
Messenger RNA from Lactuca virosa, 3048 nucleotides. The record is from the annotation of a GenBank genome assembly. NCBI's taxonomy places the organism in Eukaryota, Viridiplantae, Streptophyta, Magnoliopsida, Asterales, Asteraceae.